Molecule: messenger RNA, 1340 nt
Organism: Quercus robur (English oak)
Lineage: Eukaryota; Viridiplantae; Streptophyta; Magnoliopsida; Fagales; Fagaceae
Product: subtilisin-like protease SBT1.8
Exons: 3
Coding region: 1-1281 (426 amino acids)
Biological process (GO): proteolysis
Molecular function (GO): serine-type endopeptidase activity
Source: RefSeq, a predicted model, not a curated record
AUGUAUAAAGUAUGUUGGAACACUGUGUGCUUUGGUUCUAAUAUCCUCGUGGGUUUGGAUUGGGCUAUAAAAGAUGGUGUUGAUAUUCUUUCACUCUCUAUCGAUGGUGGGUCUUAUCCGUAUUUUCGAGAUCCCAUCACAUUUGGAGCCUUUACGACAAUUGGAAAGGGUUUUUUUGUUUCUUGUGCAGCCGAGAACGAAGGGCCCGACUUUAGACCGAGUUCACUUGCUCAUGUUACACUCGGGAACAAAACCGGUUCACUGAUGUGUCUCUAUAUAAUGGACAAGGAAUGGGGAAUAAACUGCGGUGGGGUGCAAAGUAGGGAUUUGAUCAAGAAGUAUUUGAGGUCAGAUCGUAAUCUGACGGCUCUACUAACUUUUGGUGGGACCGUGUUAAAUGUGUGGCCUUCACCCAUGGUCGCAGGGUUUAGUUCAAGAGCGCCUAACACGGUGACCCCAUAUAUCUUGAAGCCGGAUGUGAUUGGGCCUGGGGUUAAUAUCUUGGCUACAUGGUCUGAGGCUGUUGGGCCCACUGGAUUCAACAUCAAAUCAAGUACUAUUUCUUCUCUUACAUCAAUGUCUUGCCCACAUAUAAGUGGAUUGGUAGCACUGUUAAAAGCAACUCAUCCACAAUGGAGUCCAAGCACAAUCAAAUCCUCCCUAAUGACUACUGCCUACACUCAAGACAACACCAAAUCCCCUCUCCAAGAUGUCGCAAGAGGAGCACUUUCCAACCCAUGGGCUCAUGGGGCCGGUCAUGUAGAUUCACAUGAAGCCCUCUCUCCAAGCCUUAUAUAUGAUAUCUCAACUGAGGAUUACAUCCCCUUCUUGUGCUCCUUGGACUACACCGUCAAUCAAGUCCAAACCAUUGUCAAACGCUCCAAUGUUAUGUGCUCAAGAAAAUUUCCCAACCCUAGUGAACUCAAUUACCCAUCAUUCUCCGUCUUUUUUGAAAACAAUGGGGUUGUUCGAUACACCCGAGUGUUGAUGAAUGUCGAUGCUGCUUGGUCUGUCUAUCACGUGGCUGUUAAUGUGCCACCAUCGGUGGCUGUGAUAGUAGAGUCUCCAAUGCUUUUUUUUGGAAAAGUAAGGGACAAACAGAAUUACACUGUUACGUUUGUGGUAGAGGGAGCAAGAGAUGCAUCCAAGUCCGAAUUUGGGUCAAUUGUUUGGAGCGACAGUCAACACCAAGUUAAGAGCCCAGUUGCUUCUCAAUGGACAGUUGUCAAAUCAAACUUAGAGCCUAUGACGUUUUGGGGUUUGUUUUUCCUUCUCCUUUAGGUUCCACUAAAGUCAUUGGGUUUGUUGAUCUAUUCUAGGUGUGUCCGUGGCCAUGGUAA